This is a messenger RNA of Lottia gigantea (owl limpet), 600 nucleotides long. RefSeq lists its product as hypothetical. Bases 1 to 600 code for a protein of 199 amino acids. The record is from RefSeq and is a predicted model, not a curated record. The transcript has a single exon. Lineage: Eukaryota; Metazoa; Mollusca; Gastropoda; Lottiidae.
AUGAUUUCAUUUAUUAAACCAUUGUCGUAUCCUGGAAAACCGUUUGAAGUACUAUGUAUUUUUGAUUACGGAGGUUAUACUACAAUUCAUAAACGUGAAUUUCUCCCUGGCUGUACAGAUUUUAACAGAAACUGGAAAGAUUAUCGUAAUGGAUUUGGUAGUAUGCACACCUGUUUUUGGCUAGGUCUGGACAAAAUAUAUCAUGUCCUUCAAAAUAAUGGUGUAAAUGAUUUUAGAAUGGACAUUCAUUUAAAAAAUGAUAAGGGGAAAACUUGUCAGACGGAUAUCAAUCUAUUCAAUAUGGGAAAUGAAAAGACCAAUUAUACAGUAAAGAUUCAUUCUGUGAAUAUAGUUAAAGACCCCUGGUGUGACGGCAUGUUUACCAGUCUUGAACCCGACGACCAACCAUUUACCACAUAUGAUCACAACUCUGGUAAUACAGACUGUAUAAACCAUGAAGGGUCUGGAUGGUGGUUUGCUGACGAUACCGAAUGUUCUUAUUCCAAUCUGAACGCAAAGGCUACCAAUGGGAAUAUUAUCAUCAAGACUAACAAUGGAUUUGUCCAUAUUUGGAGUGCCAUAAUGCAAAUCCGGUCAUAG